AUGGAGAAGCGUCCCGAAAGACUGUCUUCACAAGUUGGCUUUGACCGCGCGAAUGGCAUACUUGGGUGGCGAAGGUAUGGUUUCGUUGCUUCGGGACACUGGUACACACUAGGGAAUGUGAAAGUUAGUUGUAAUAACAGUAAAAGUGAAGAAAUGAAAUCGAUAAAAACUGAUGAAUCGCUAUUGAUACGAAAUGCGACGAGCAACAAAAGUAAAUAUGAUGAAGAUAACGAAAAUAAUUCAAAAGAGAUAACUGAAAAUACAACAGUUAUCAAUGAUACCAAAAUUGGAUAUAGCAUUUAUGGAAAUGGUUUGAAUAAAAUGUUGUUUAUUUGUGGUGGCGUAGGAUGCUAUAAAAAAGACUAUCCAUUGAGCCUCCAGAAAUCAUUUAAUCCAUCGAAUUACACAAUCGUUUGUAUCGAUCCACCGGGAUAUGGUACCAGCAGACCACCGGAUAGGAAACAAGAGGUAAAUCGAUGUAUGAAAGAUGCAUCGUUCUGUAUUAAACUGAUGCAGUACUUGAAAAUGAUACCGUUCACUGUGUUAGGAUGGAGUGAAGGUUCAAGAACAGCAAUUCAUGUUGCUGAUCAGGGCCGAUUUGGGUCACUAAUCAAAAGUGUGAUUCUGUUAUCAGCCGCAUCUAGAAUUGAUUAUCGAGGUGUUCAAGUAUUCAAAGGUAUGCGAAACACUGAACAGUGGCUCUCACAUACAAUGGAUUCAUAUCUAGAAUUUUAUUCUAAAGAAUUUGUAUCAAAACAAUGGGCUGAUCUGUGUGAUAUUUUCGAAGAAGUAUAUAAUCUACUGGGUGGUCGGUUCCCAUGCGAUUACGUUCUAGCGAACAUAAAAAUACCUGUGUUAAUUUUAAACGGAGGCAUGGACCGAUUUUGCGCUGAUCCAAAUUACUUCAAAUCGGUUCUGAAUAAUUGCAAAAUUGAAAGUCAUCUGCUUGGUGGCCAUGAUUUUUACAUGAAGUAUCCCAGAUGGUUCUCUGAACGUCUUGAGGAAUUUUUGAAAGAAAAUAAAAUUUUCUUGCUAUCAGCCAAUGCUGAUGGCAAUACUGCCAUUAAUAACAACAAUGAUAAAAGAGGUGAAGCAUAA
This is a messenger RNA of Anisakis simplex (herring worm), 1098 nucleotides long. Lineage: Eukaryota; Metazoa; Nematoda; Chromadorea; Rhabditida; Anisakidae. The record is from the annotation of a GenBank genome assembly.